Molecule: messenger RNA, 1186 nt
Organism: Biomphalaria glabrata
Lineage: Eukaryota; Metazoa; Mollusca; Gastropoda; Planorbidae
Product: electron transfer flavoprotein subunit beta-like
Exons: 7
Coding region: 213-989 (258 amino acids)
Cellular component (GO): cytosol
Molecular function (GO): electron transfer activity
Source: RefSeq, a predicted model, not a curated record
GACCGAGUAGACCUAUAUAAAAUAAAGCUAGAUCUCUGACCUACAUAAAAUUGUAAAGCACAAAGUUAUCAUAUUCAAGGUAAACUGUUUAGUAGACAGUAGGAACGAUUAAAUUGAUCAAAGUCCGAGAAGUGGGUCUAGAGUCUAGAUCUAGAUAAUCUUAUUCUGAUAGACUAGAUCUAGAGAUAGAUCUACUUGGUCUAAGUUAUAGAAUGUCGGGUUUACGGAUUCUUGUAGGAUGCAAACGAGUAAUUGAUUAUGCCGUAAAGAUUAGAGUCAAGCCAGAUAAAUCAGGAGUUGUUACAGAUGGGGUUAAGCAUAGCAUGAAUCCUUUUGAUGAGAUUGCAGUAGAAGAGGCAGUCAGGCUGAAAGAGAAAAAGAUAGUAUCUGAAGUUAUUGCAGUCUCCUGUGGGCCUCCUCAAUGUCAGGAAGUGUUAAGAACUGCAAUGGCCAUGGGGGCAGACAGGGCCAUCCAUAUUGAGGUAGAUGCUAAGACUUAUGAAGAGAGUGUACAGCCGCUGCAUGUGGCCAAAGUUCUGUCAAAAAUUGCGCAGGAAGAAAAAGCUGACAUAGUUAUGACUGGUAAACAGGCUAUUGAUGAUGACGCUAAUCAGACAGCUCAAAUGGUGGCCUCUUUGCUAAACUGGCCACAGGCCACAUUUGCCAGUAAGCUGGAGAAGGUGGAUGAUGGAUUUAAAGUGACCAGAGAAAUAGAUGGUGGUUUGGAGAAUAUUAAAGUCAAGCUGCCAGCUGUUAUAUCAGCUGAUUUGAGGCUGAAUGAGCCUCGUUAUGCUACUCUACCAAACAUUAUGAAAGCCAAAAAGAAGCCACUGGUAAAGAAGACACUAGCAGACUUUGGUGUGGAUUUGAAACCCAGGCAGAAAGUAUUGAAAGUGGAAGAGCCCCCCACCAGGCAAGCUGGCUCCAAGUUGGGAAGUGUCGAGGAGCUGGUUCAAAAACUGAGAGACGCUGGUCUCGUUCCAUCUUGAGGUUAAACAUUACUGUAGUGUAACCGUGUGUUGAAAGACUUUUACCUACUGGAGACUAUCAUAACUCUGUGUGAUCAAAGAGUGCUGCCCAAGGGAGCCAAUCAAUUGUUUUGUGAUAUAUUACAUUGUUAUAUACCUUGAACUUGUUCUGCAAGAGUUAAGAUUAAAUAUACAGUUUCUUAUAGAGACAAUAUCAA